Messenger RNA from Paramecium sonneborni, 1407 nucleotides. Lineage: Eukaryota; Ciliophora; Oligohymenophorea; Peniculida; Parameciidae. The record is from the annotation of a GenBank genome assembly.
UUUAUGGAUUAAUAAGAAGAAUAAACAAAUAAUACUGUGACUUUUAAAAAUCUUGGUGUUUGUGAAGAAUUAUGUUUAGCAUGUGAAAAAUUAGGAUAUAAAACACCUACACCAAUCUAAUAAUAAUCAUUGCCCUAUACUUUAUAAAAAGUAAUGCAAUAUAAAAUUUUUAGAAAGACAUUAUAGGUUUAGCAGAGACUGGUUCAGGAAAGACUUUAGCUUUUGGACUUCCAAUAUUGUAACAUUUAUUAGCAAAUCCGUAACCAUACUAUGCUUUAAUUUUAUCUCCAACAAGAGAGUUAUGUGUUCAAAUUUAAGAACACUUUUAAGCUAUUGGAGCUACUAUAGCAUUAAAAUCAGUAGUUAUUUUGGGAGGAAUGGAUCCUUUAGCUUAAGCAAAAGCUCUAGCAUAAAAACCACAUAUUAUUAUUGGGACUCCAGGAAAAAUUCUAUACCAUUUAGAAAAUACUAAAGGAUUUAAUCUAAAACAAUUAAAGUUUCUAGUCUUAGAUGAAGCUGAUAAAUUGUUAAAUAUGGAUUUUGAAAGGGAAAUUAAUGCAAUUUUGGACAUCAUACCUAAAGAAAGAAAUACUUAUUUAUUUUCAGCUACAAUGACAAAUAAGGUAAGUAAAUUAUAAAGAGCUUCAUUAAAAGAUCCUGUUAAAAUAGAAGUUUCUACAAAAUAUUAAACUGUAUCAACACUUCAAUAAAAUUAUCUUUUCAUUCCUGAUAAAUAUAAGGAAACUUAUUUAGUGUAUUUGCUAAAUGAUUUAGCAGGAAACACUUCAAUUGUAUUUGUUGCAACAUGCUAAAUGGCAAUCAAGUUAACUUUAUUAUUGAGAAAUCUUGGAUUCUAAGCAAUAGCUAUACAUGGUUAAAUGAGUUAAACUAAGAGAUUGUCAUCUUUUAAUAAGUUCAAAUCUAAAGAAUCUAAUUUAUUAAUUGCAACUGAUGUUGCCAGUAGAGGUCUUGAUAUUCCAUUUGUUGAUUUGGUAAUCAAUUUUGAUAUCCCUUAAAAUGCAAAAGAAUAUGUUCAUAGAGUAGGUAGAACUGCAAGAGCAGGAAAAUCUGGUAAGGCUAUUAGUUUAGUAACUUAAUAUGAUGUUGAAAUGUAUUAGAAAAUAGAAUAAUUAAUUGAAAAAGAAUUACCCUAAUAUACUUUGGAAGAAUCUGAUGUUAUGAUAUUCUAUGAAAGAGUUUAAGAAGCUAAUGUAAUAUUCUAUAUUAUUAAUUUAGAGAAUAGCUACUUAAGAAUUAAAAGAUUUAUUGGAAAAAAAAGUUAAAAAAACAGCAGUUGAUGAAGAUGAUUUAGAUGAUAAAAAGAUUAAAUAAAUUAAUAAGAAAAUAUAAAAGGAUUCUAAAUAAAAAAAGGCAGGGUUUAAGAAAAGAUUCAAAUUAGAUGUCUGA